AUGUCUAAACCUUUAACUUAAACAUUAAUUGCUUAAAAAGCAAAGACUGAAGCUUUGUACAGUAUCAAAUCACUCAAUUUAUGGGGUAAUGAUCUUGAUGAUAUUUCAAUCAUUGAAAGACUACCUAAUCUUGAAGUUCUUUCAUUAUCAGUUAAUAGGAUUACUACUUUAGCUGAUAUUGCAAAAUGUAAGAAUAUUAAGGAACUAUAUUUGAGAAAGAAUAAUAUUUCUAAUAUUACAGAAUUGCAAUUCCUAUAACAAUUACCUAAAUUGAAAGUCUUAUGGCUUUAAGGUAUUAUUUAAUAAUAUAUGAGAAAAUCCAAUUGCUGACCAUCCAAAUUAUAGAGAUGCCGUAAUAUGCAAUUCUUAAACACUUGAAAAAUUGGAUGAUGUUGUUAUUAAUCAAUAAGAUAGAGCAAAUGCAUAAUAAUAAUUGUAAUAUGGAAUUUCAUAAAGUCCACCUACAAAGAUAUCAAAAGUAGAGGAAGAAAUGUCACAAUAUGUUGAAGUUAUUAAACCAAAUCAAUAUUCUCCAAAUAAUGGAGGAGGAAGAUAUUCAAAUUAACGAGAAUAAUAAACAAAUCAAUAACGAUAAUCCUUAUCAUAAAUGCAACCAUAUAAUUAACCACAAUAACAGUAACAAUUAUAUCCAUAACAAUAAUAAUAAGUAUCUAGAGAAAGAGAACAACAAUAAUAAUAACAAUAAUAUUUACAACAAUAUUAAUCAUCAAUUUAGUAAUAGUAAUAAUAACAACUAUUCCUACAAUCGUAGCCAUAAUACUAAAGAUAAGUAAUUAGAUAAGAAUAUGCAGAUGAAGAAAGAAACUCAAACAUCUUAUGUGCAAUAUUAUCUCUUCUAAAAGAAUUAGAUAAAACUACAUUAGAAAUUGUCUAAAGAGAAAUACAUGAUAAAUUAUAGUAAUAUUAAGAGUGA
Molecule: messenger RNA, 934 nt
Organism: Paramecium primaurelia
Lineage: Eukaryota; Ciliophora; Oligohymenophorea; Peniculida; Parameciidae
Source: the annotation of a GenBank genome assembly